AUGGGUUCAGGAGAUGGUGUCCAUCUGCCCUGUUCUGGCCCUGGUAACACCUUAACAUCAGAUGAGGCUGAUGAGCACCAACCAGGCCUUGUGGAUGAGAGGAGGAGGAGGAUAUCAAAUAGAGAGUCCGCUCGAAGGUCGCGCAUGAGGAAGCAGAGGCAUCUGGGUGAGCUGUGGUCGCAGGUGGUACACCUCCGGGCCACAAACAGGAGGCUUGUCGACGAGCUCAACCAUGUGGUGGAGGAGCGCGAUCGGAUCCUCUACGAGAAUGCCUGGCUCAGGCAGGAAGCAUCUGAUCUACGAGAAAAGCUCAACUACAUGCAAGUGGAGAGCACUGCUAGUUCUGCUCCAACAGCUUCAUAUGAAACAUGA
This is a messenger RNA of Elaeis guineensis (African oil palm), 372 nucleotides long. The record is from RefSeq and is a predicted model, not a curated record. Lineage: Eukaryota; Viridiplantae; Streptophyta; Magnoliopsida; Arecales; Arecaceae.